This is a messenger RNA of Sus scrofa (pig), 2789 nucleotides long. RefSeq names its product TNF receptor associated factor 7 (gene TRAF7). The record is from RefSeq and is a predicted model, not a curated record. Gene Ontology annotation, biological process: ribosomal large subunit assembly; Notch signaling pathway. Gene Ontology annotation, cellular component: nucleolus. Gene Ontology annotation, molecular function: protein binding; zinc ion binding. Lineage: Eukaryota; Metazoa; Chordata; Mammalia; Artiodactyla; Suidae.
UCACAGCCGCUCAGCCUGACGUCUGCCACUGGGUCCUGCAUCCUUGUCGCCACGGGCCUGACGGCUCUUGGCUGCUGGUGGCCAUCUGGGGACUUUCCAGUCAAUUUGCAUGUUGCCCUGCGAGCCCCGCGUGCCUUUCUGUUGACCUCACUUCAGAAGGCGGGACAGCCAGCCGCCCGCUCUCCCCGACUGCAGCAACGGGUGCUUGGGCACUCAGCACCCACGGGGGCUGGCAGGCUGGCUGCAUCCCAGGGGGAGUGCCUGUUGGGGUCCCAGCCACCCAGACUGUGGGCGCUGUUCCCUGGAGCCAGCAGCUGGCCUCUUGGCCUGACAGCUUGCGGUGGCGGGAGCAGAUGGAGGGUAGAAUCCAGGGGACGCUGCCCGAGGACCCUAGAUGCCUCUCUAGAGCAUGAGCGCGGGCAAGAGCGCCCGCUACAACCGCUUCUCUGCAGGGCCUGCCAACCUUCCCACCCCAGACACCGCCACCGGGACCAGAAUGGAAACGACCUUCGGGCCUGCCUUUUCAGCGGUCACCACCAUCACAAAAGCCGAUGGGACCAGCACGUACAAGCAGCACCGCAGGACGCCCUCUUCGUCCAGCUCCCUGGCCUACUCCCCACGGGACGAGGAGGAUAGCAUGCCCCCCAUCAGCACCCCGCGCCGCUCCGACUCGGCCAUCUCCGUCCGCUCUCUGCACUCCGAGUCCAGCAUGUCCCUGCGCUCCACUUUCUCGCUGCCAGAGGAGGACGAGGAGCCGGAGCCGCUGGUGUUUGCUGAGCAGCCCUCGGUGAAGCUGUGCUGCCAGCUCUGCUGCAAUGUGUUCAAGGACCCUGUGAUUACCACAUGUGGGCACACCUUCUGUCGAAGAUGCGCCCUGAAGUCAGAGAAGUGUCCCGUGGACAACGCCAAGCUGACGGUGGUGGUGAACAACAUCGCGGUGGCCGAGCAGAUCGGCGAGCUCUUCAUCCACUGCAGGCACGGCUGUCGGGCGGCGGGCGGCGGGAAGCCCACGGUCUUCGAGGUGGACCCCCGGGGGUGCCCCUUCACCAUCAAGCUCAGUGCCCGGAAGGACCACGAGGGCAGCUGUGACUACAGGCCGGUGCGGUGCCCCAACAACCCCAGCUGCCCGCCCCUCCUCAAAAUGAACCUGGAGGCCCACCUCAAGGAGUGCGAGCACAUCAAGUGUCCCCACUCCAAGUACGGGUGCACGUUCAUCGGGAACCAGGACACAUAUGAGACGCACCUAGAGACCUGCCGCUUCGAGGGCCUGAAGGAGUUCCUGCAGCAGACGGACGACCGCUUCCACGAGAUGCACGUGGCGCUGGCCCAGAAGGACCAGGAGAUCGCCUUCCUGCGCUCUAUGCUGGGCAAGCUCUCGGAGAAGAUAGACCAGCUGGAAAAGAACCUGGAGCUCAAGUUCGACGUCCUGGACGAAAACCAGAGCAAGCUCAGUGAGGACCUCAUGGAGUUCCGGCGAGACGCGUCCAUGCUGAACGACGAGCUGUCCCACAUCAACGCGCGGCUGAACACGGGCAUCCUAGGAUCCUAUGACCCGCAGCAGAUCUUCAAGUGCAAAGGAACUUUCGUGGGUCACCAGGGCCCGGUCUGGUGCCUCUGCGUCUACUCAGUGGGGGACCUGCUCUUCAGCGGCUCCUCUGACAAGACCAUCAAGGUGUGGGACACGUGUACCACCUACAAGUGCCAGAAGACGCUGGAGGGCCACGACGGCAUCGUGCUGGCACUCUGCAUCCAGGGGUGCCGGCUCUACAGCGGCUCUGCAGACUGCACCAUCAUCGUGUGGGACAUCCAGAACCUGCAGAAGGUGAACACGAUCCGGGCCCACGACAACCCGGUGUGCACGCUGGUCUCCUCGCACAACCUGCUCUUCAGCGGCUCCCUGAAAGCCAUCAAGGUCUGGGACAUCGUGGGCACCGAGCUGAAGCUGAAGAAGGAGCUCACCGGCCUCAACCACUGGGUGCGGGCCCUGGUGGCCGCCCAGAGCUACCUGUACAGCGGCUCGUACCAGACAAUCAAGAUCUGGGACAUCCGGACCCUCGACUGCAUCCACGUCCUGCAGACGUCUGGUGGCAGUGUCUACUCGAUCGCCGUGACGAACCACCACAUCGUCUGUGGCACCUACGAGAACCUCAUCCACGUAUGGGACAUCGAGUCCAAGGAGCAAGUGCGAACCCUGACGGGCCACGUGGGCACCGUGUACGCCCUGGCGGUCAUCUCCACGCCAGACCAGACCAAAGUCUUCAGUGCGUCCUACGACCGCUCUCUCAGGGUGUGGAGCAUGGAUAACAUGAUCUGCACGCAGACCCUGCUGCGCCACCAGGGCAGCGUGACAGCCCUGGCUGUGUCCCGGGGCCGGCUCUUCUCGGGAGCCGUGGACAGCACUGUGAAGGUUUGGACUUGCUAACAGAACCUGGGCCAGGUCUUGGCUUGCUCUGGGCCCAACCCAGACCAGUCCCAGUCCGGCUGGCCCCAUGGUUGGUCUGGGGGUCUCUGCCCACCCUGUGGGGACAGGCAGGCAGACUCAGCCAGGCAGGCAGUGAGUGCCCUCCCUGCCCGGCACCCAGCGAGUCCCCCUCUGCUUGGCCCUGUCAUCGUCACUGCCAGGACAGUGCCCAGCCCCUCUCUGGGUGCCAGGUACGACGCUCAGCAGCCCCCCACUCUGUCCUGACUCCAGGUGGACUGUGGGCCUUUUUACUCACCUUUUCUACUGUUUUUAGACUGUAUAUAGAUUUGAUUACUUCCUGAUUGAAAUAAAAGCUGCACAGACUGUG